Messenger RNA from Acipenser ruthenus (sterlet), 3370 nucleotides. RefSeq names its product SAM and SH3 domain-containing protein 3-like. Bases 404 to 1537 code for a protein of 377 amino acids. Lineage: Eukaryota; Metazoa; Chordata; Actinopteri; Acipenseriformes; Acipenseridae. Gene Ontology annotation, molecular function: protein binding. The transcript is spliced from 8 exons. The record is from RefSeq and is a predicted model, not a curated record.
AGAAACAGCAACUUCAAUCUGCGGAUUGCUGCUCUGCACAAAGACAUCGUGUUUGAGGGACUUGUUAAUUAUCGUGUUGUUUGACUGUAUCUAUUAAACGCUUAGGGACAUCUAGAAGUGUGACACUGUUUAAAAUGAGGUGUUUUUAUUCUACAGAAGACGAGAAAAAUCCCCUCCCCCUGUCUAAACGCAACCGUAAAAAAUCUAUGAGAAGACACAAAGAGGUGCAAACUUCCUGCUUUGUCGAAUAGCACGGAACUGGCCAUGUGACUUCCUCCCUCCCUCGCAGUGCUCAACUCUGUGCUGGGCUGACGGUGGCUUAUCUAUUGCACAGGAUACCAGGCUGCCAGCUUUGUACUUCUGUCAAACUCUACCUGGUAUUUUUCCAACAUACAUAUGUAAAAUGUUACGUCGAAAACCUUCCAAUGCUUCGGAAAAGGAGCAGGUGCAGAAGAAGAAGCUGUCCCUGCAGAGGUCGAGCAGCUUCAAGGAUUUCAUGAAGCCCAAGCCCUCCUCUCCGGUGGUGUGUGAGAAAGAGUUCACCUUGGAUGAGAGUGCGUUUGAGGGGGACGGGCACCAGCCAGGGGUGGACGAGGGGGGGAAGAGUGGUGGCAAGCUGGGGAAGAAGUGGCGAGCAGUCAUCUCCCGAACCAUGAACCGCAAGAUGGGAAAGAUGGUCCAGAAAGCACUCGCUGAGGAAGGGACGGGGAGUGGGGAGGAGGCCUCCAUGUCUCCCAUGGCCUAUGAUGACAUGCCUGACGGACGGGCGGGUGAGAGGACCUCUCAGUGGUCCUUCGACUCCGAGGACCAAGUCCACAGCCCCCUGGGCCGGCAGCUCUCUGGCUGUGGAGACAGGCAGAGUUUGGACAGCGGCUACAGUAACAGAGAUAGCAUGAGGCUGGAGGACGCCAUCCAUCCCUACACAGGGCCCUUCUGUGGCCGAGCGCGGGUCCAUACAGACUUCACUCCCAGCCCCUAUGACUUGGACUCUCUGAAACUCAGGAAAGGAGACAUCAUCCAGAUCAUCGAGAAGCCCCCAGUGGGCACCUGGACUGGCCUGCUGAACAGCAAGUUGGGCUCCUUCAAGUUCAUCUACGUGGACAUCCUGCCCGAGGAGACGAGCCUGCCCAGGAGGAAGCGCUGCCACAGCAAGAACAGGAGGCCCAAGCCCAAGACCCUGGAGGAGGUUCUGCAGAGGAACAACCUGGAGGGACUGAACUCCAUCCUCUCCAUGCACGGCUUCAAGAGCCUGGAUGAUUUCAAACAGCUGAGUGAGUCGCACCUCAACGAGCUGAGCAUCACGGACGCAGACCAGCGCUCUAAAAUCCUCAGCGCUGUGGAGCAGCUCCUGGACUACGACACUGGGAGCGACACUGAAGGAGACGAGGAGAUUGGCUCCCAGAAUUCGGACUUGAAAACAGACUCGGGCUGCUUCGAGAGCUCCGAUAACCUGGAGAACGGGCGCGAGGAACCCGAGGCGGCGCCAAGGCCCAUCGAGGAGCAGCUGCAGGGGCUGUCCAUUGAGGAGAGCUCCUGAGAGAGGGAGCAGAUGCUGCAAGCACAGAACCACCGCACAACCUCAACGGUUUGAAGCGUAUCAAAAGACAGAGGCUGGAUUUUAUUACGUACUGUAGAUUCUGGGGACAAUGCAAAUCAGAGACAACGUUUUUUUUUAAUGGAAUAAUAAUUUGUCACCAGGUUCUCAGUGCUUAAUGUAUUCAGUUGGCAGGCUUUACUGAAUGCAGCUAUAGCUCCAAACCCCCCAGCGACGCCUGUGUGAGAUGUUAGGAGCUGCAGGCUAUACACUGCUUCCUAUAAUGAUAUUGGAGUAAGAUGAUCAAGGACCUUUUGAAAGUACUUUUAACUUCUACUCUGGCCUCUGCUGUCGAGCAAUCAAGACUAAAACAACACAGAUCGGUCGAUCUCCCAGAAAGGGAGAGAUGGCUGCAGAUUAGUUCAAAUUUCUAUCCAUGUGCCACAGAUUUACAGUUAAGAAUAUAGAUAUCCAACAGCUGCAUGCUAGGAAGCAAUUGGUCCACAGUGAACUAACUAUAACACAUCUCCAAGCAAACCAACGUGUGUGUGUUUUUUUUUUUUUUUUUUUUAGUAUAACCCAAAUGAAUGUCAGAACGGUCAUUUAAAGCAUACAGAAGGCUAAUGACCACAUGCCUGGUAACCUAACAAAGGAGUAUAGCUGUUGCUGUAUCAGACUGAUGAAAGGGGGCAAAAACUGUGAUGUGACCAGCAUGGUUUCACUGCUAUUGAAACCCAGCGAGUAUGCAGUAAUAACAGUAGCUGAAUAGCUCAACUGUUACUGCAGAGACACAGUGCUUUAGCUUAGCUGCCAUGACCGGAGUAUAAUUACAGGGAAAGCGGGACAUGCUUACAUGCAGUACUUUAUUAUCACAGCCCAGCACAGCACACAGCUAAACACAACUGUAUUAGAGCUCACAGCAAUGUGAUAUUUCAACUGGGACAGGAACUGAAACUAUUACAUCUGGCUGUCAUGGAAAUGUAACGGAAUGUAUAUAUAUAUAGAAAACAAAAAGGUAAGCUACAGAAAGUUAAGUUGAUAGAUUUUAUUAUAGAGCUUGAUCUAUGCCACUGAGUAAAAACACUUUUUUUUGUCUCUUAUUUUUUAACUUUUUUUAUGUCAACGAUAGCUAUAGACUGCUAAGAUGUUGAUGCAACACAAAAAAAUAUAAAAGUAGCAUAUUGUGUGUUGAGAGGACAUUUUAUUAAUAAUAAUAAUAAUAAUAAUAAUAAUUAUUACAUAAAAAGGUACACUGGACAAGAUUGGGGCUAUGGCUCCAAAGCAAUGUUUACACCGUUUUUCCUGAAGAGACAAAAUAUUAACAAUAAUAAUCUUAAUGUUUAUUGUUACUUUACUCGCAGUUUCCCCUCCAUUUAGAAAGGGUGUAUAAUUUCACUGAAACAAAAGUAAACCUGACACGGUGUUCUGUAGUAAGCAGGGGUCUCCCGCCCUGGUCCUGGAGAGCUACAGGGUCUUCUGGUUUUCAUUUCAACCAAGCUCUCACUUACUUAAUCAAACCAGUUCUUGGUUUAUUUAAUCAAGAUUAACAGGUGUUCCAUUGAUGACACAGACACCUCUAAAACCUGAGGAUUUGGGGCUCUCCAGGACCACGGUUGGUGACCCCUGCGUAGUUUGUGUUUUAAUUAUUUGUAUGUGUUAUUCUUGUGAUUGUAUUUUUGUUUUCUUAUUCAGAGAACCUUUUCAAUAACUUUUUUUUACAUUUUUGCUACCUUGAACUGUUUUAUUGUUAUUGUUUUAUUUGUUCAUUUCCUUUUGAAUGUAGUAUUUUUUAUUGUAAAUAAUAUAAAUAAAUAAUAAAAAAACAAUCACUCCAAA